Messenger RNA from Plutella xylostella (diamondback moth), 1838 nucleotides. RefSeq names its product Wnt oncogene analog 2 (gene Wnt2). NCBI's taxonomy places the organism in Eukaryota, Metazoa, Arthropoda, Insecta, Lepidoptera, Plutellidae. Gene Ontology annotation, cellular component: extracellular region. Gene Ontology annotation, molecular function: cytokine activity; frizzled binding. The record is from RefSeq and is a predicted model, not a curated record. Gene Ontology annotation, biological process: multicellular organism development; positive regulation of JNK cascade; cell fate commitment.
AACAAUUUGAAAUUGGAAGGCAGUGGAUGCUGGGAGGUGGUUCGGAACGGACGCUGCGACCCGACCUCGACUUUUACCCGCGAAAAUCGAGUUCGUAAUUUGAAAAUUUCGUUUUCAUGUUGGUACGAGAUUGUUUUUUCUGUGCAGUUGUGAAGUUUAGUGGCCAGUGAUUAGAGUUCAAGUGAAUAAAGAAAAGAGGAUUUAAAAUAUUCUUGCAAAUAUUUUUUUAUAAUUAAUGAUGUGUGCAUAAUUAAUUAAUAGAGAACUUGACAAAACCCGACAACAACAACAAAAAAGCAAGCUAAAGAAAGCAGAAAGUUCCAAACUCAAAAUUUGAAAAAAGUGCGUGACAAUGGAUUUAAAAACGUAACAAGGUCCCAAUAACUAGGAUGUGAGACAAUGUGCGAAUGCGUCCGUCAAGCACGCAGGUUGGUGCUCGCGACGCCAGAAAAGAAAAAACUAUUUGGUGAAAAGAAAAAAGUAUUUAGUGAGAAGCAAAAACUAUUUGGUGCUCAAACUGCGUCGGUGCAAGGAGGCUGGCCGGGCGCGGCCUUCUUACUGCUACUGGCCGUUAGCUUUCUGACGAGAAUACCUGCCAGUUCCUGUGUGUCCCUCGGAGCACAUCUGGUCUGCAACCGAAUACAAGGACUGACGGAGAAGCAGAGAGCCAUGUGUCGAGCCAGCCCAGCGUCUAUCGCCGCUGUGGGAGACGGACUGAGGAUGGCGUACGAGGAGUGCCGCGCGCAGAUGGCGGGCGCUCGCUGGAACUGCUCCGGGGUGGGCGACGGCAACAUCUUCGGACAUGUCAUGCCGCUGGCUACAAAAGAGGCGGCGUUCACAUACGCCAUCACGUCGGCGGGCGUGGCGCUGGCGCUGUCCGCGGCCUGCGCGCGCGGCGGCCUGCCCGGCUGCGGCUGCCACCCUGGUAACAGAAGACGAUCACCCUCGUCAGCCUCCGAACGGUUCCAAUGGGGCGGGUGCGCGGACACGGCGUACGGGCUGCGCGUGGCGAGACGGCUGUUGGACGCGAGGGAGCUAGAGGCCGAUGCCAGGAGUGCUGUGAACCUGCACAAUAAUAGGGUUGGCCGGAAGGUAUGUCUUAUGGUAAAAGACCUGGUCCGGCUCGAGUGCAAGUGCCACGGCGUGUCUGGCUCCUGCGCGCUCAAGACCUGCUGGCGGGCGUUGCCCAACUUCAAGACUGUGGCGACGGCGCUGAAGGAGAAGUACAUGAGGGCGAAGAUGGUGGCCAGACACCCGUCGCCGGUGGCGGGGCAUGCGCUGGUGGUUGUACGAAGUUCCAGAUCCCGCACCCCCCUCCUCGGCCGGCAGCCUCGCAAGUCGGAGCUGGUGUACCUGCAGCGCUCGCCCUCGUACUGCGAGCCCGACGAGGCUAAUGGAGUCUACGGGACGCACGGGCGACACUGCAGCAACAAGUCUCGUGGCGAAAACAGCUGCGAAAAGCUCUGCUGCGGUCGAGGCUACAACACUCUCCGCCACAGCGUCACCACUCAGUGCAACUGCACCUUCGUCUGGUGCUGCAAGGUGGUCUGUGACCGCUGCACCAACGAGACUGAGCUGUUCAUCUGCAAGUGAAGAGUGCAACUGGAAGAGAAUUCACUGGCUGUAUAGAUCGAGUUUCCUUUGCCUACUGUGUUUGAAAAAUUCACUGGCUGUAUAGAUCAAGUUUCCAUUGCCUACGGUGUUCUUAAAUAAUGUAUAGCACAAAUAUAGCAAUGCAUGCAACUGGAACAGAAAGAACUCUCUUGCCUGUUGUAAUCAUGUUUGUUUUUUUUGUAUUUCAUCUUUAGAAUGAGGAGUCAGAGUUGAAUUUGGGACUU